AUGACAUCGGUGACUGUUUUUGUUAUGUUUCUUCUUUUUUCUGAGAGUCAUUCGUUUGUAUUGCGACAGAAUCGACAAGCGAUAAUUCCAACUGGAAAUUCUCAAUCACCCAUCUUGGCCAAUCUCUCUGAAACCAAGUAUGUUGAAUAUCCAUCAUUUCUAUUUUCAAUCGGCGAUCGUGAAUUUACAGCGUUUCGUGCAUUUAAUCGUAAUGGUGAAACCAUUUCAAUUAUGCCCAUCCUUACAAAUUCGAAACCAUUGAUCGUUAGUGGUGGUUGUCUUACAGACUUCUUUACAUUUCAAAAUGCAGAUCUUCAUUGGUCAAAGUCUGAACAUAGAUUUUCCAAGGUAAAUUAUAUUGCUGAAGCUUAUUUCAUUCACAAAAAUUUAGAUACAAAUGAAACAGCGGUUUUUGCAUACUUCUUUAAACUAGCCGAUUCUCAAUCACAAGAGAAUAAUGAUGAGACAAAUGGUUGGGACUAUGUUAUACAGAAAUUCGCUAACAACACUAAUAUUACAAUAGCAAGCGGCUUGUCAUCAUUAAUAAAAGAAAAGCAUGAUCGAUUCAUUCACUAUAUGGGUAGUUUCACAACAGAACCAUUAACAGAAGAUGCUAUUUGGAUACUAGUUUCGAGUAACAUGCACGUAAAAGAUACCUCAUCGAAUCACUUUCGCAAAAAUAUCAUCACAAGUAACUAUCGGGUGAUGCAAUCGAUCAAUGCUCGUACUGUUCGACGUAGCUUUUUCUCAACUUCAUGGAACAACUCAUAG
Molecule: messenger RNA, 771 nt
Organism: Rotaria socialis
Lineage: Eukaryota; Metazoa; Rotifera; Eurotatoria; Philodinida; Philodinidae
Source: the annotation of a GenBank genome assembly